Molecule: messenger RNA, 1398 nt
Organism: Momordica charantia (bitter melon)
Lineage: Eukaryota; Viridiplantae; Streptophyta; Magnoliopsida; Cucurbitales; Cucurbitaceae
Product: E3 ubiquitin-protein ligase RGLG2
Biological process (GO): protein ubiquitination
Cellular component (GO): nucleus
Molecular function (GO): ubiquitin-protein transferase activity
Source: RefSeq, a predicted model, not a curated record
UUCCACUUCCAUGGUGCUGAUCAGGGGCAGUCAUCAAACUGUUCGUGUGUUUGUCAUUCUCCCUCGAGCAUUAGUACGGCGUCCAUUUUUCGUUCCCCAGAUUAUCUCAAAAAUGGCGACGAUUUUGACUCCCUUGAACAGGUGACUGGAGCCCUUGCACAGGCAGGCUUGGAGUCUUCCAACCUUAUCAUAGGGAUUGACUUUACAAAAAGCAAUGAGUGGACAGGGAAAAAAUCUUUCACGGGGAGGAACCUGCAUGACCUUGGUGGAGAUUGUCCCAAUCCCUAUGAGCAAGCAAUAUCCAUCAUCGGAAGGACGCUUCGACAAUUCGAUGAGGAUAACAGAAUCCCCUGCUACAGCUUUGGAGAUGCAACUACAGGCGAUCAGCAAGUUUUUAGCUUCCAUCUGGAAGAUAGGCCCUGCCAUGGUUUUGAGGAAGUGCUCUCUUGCUACCGAGAAAGAGCUCCUCAUGUAAAACUAGCUGGUCCAACAUCAUUUGGUCCGAUCAUCAGAAACGCCAUCAGAAUAGUCAAUGAUAGCGACGGGCAGUAUCAUAUUCUUCUGAUCAUUGCUGAUGGACAAGUCACAAGAAGUGUAGACACUCCUUAUGGCCACUUUAGUCCUCAAGAACAGAGCACCAUUGAUGCUAUUGUGGAAGCAAGCAAAUACCCUUCGUCCAUAAUUUUAGUCGGUGUGGGUGAUGGACCGUGGGACCAGAUGUACGAGUGUGAUGAUCAAAUCCCGGCUCGAAAAUUCGACAAUUUCCAGUUCGUUAAUUUUACUAACAUCAUGUCGAUGGCCAUUCCAACGCCUAGAAAGGAAACUGAAUUUGCACUGCAAUCUCUAAUGGAGAUACCACCACAAUACAAAGCAACAAUCAGCCUCCAACUUCUGGGCCAAAAAAGAAAAACUGAAGGGCGGUUCCCUUUCCCAAUGCCACUCCCUCCUCCAAUCGCCAAUAUCUCGCUCAACUCUUCUCCAAGCUAUAGGCGCUCUCCAAGCUAUAGGCGCACAAACAGUGACAUGCCCACAUCUCCAUUUGGUCUUGCUCCCUCUCCCCCGAACAGCAACAUACACACACCUCCAUCUGGCUUUGCUCCCUCUCCCUCUCCUUCAGGGCGUUCACCGCCGUUGUCGUUGUCAUCAUCAUUUAACAGGAUUUGUCCCGUAUGCUUUUCUAAGGAGAGAGAUCUGGUAUUUGGGUGUGGACAUCAGGCAUGCUCGGAUUGUGGUAAAGAUCUCUUCUUCUGCCCAUCAUGUCAGACCCAGAUAGAAACCAGGAUAAAGCUGAUCAACUAACAAUAUGAAUCAGGAAUAAGCCAGUUCUAGGAAUUCUCUGAAAAAGCAUUUCUGUAUUGCUAAAGUAAUCGUAGCAGAGAUUUGUGUGCUUAAGAACAA